Molecule: messenger RNA, 681 nt
Organism: Ziziphus jujuba (common jujube)
Lineage: Eukaryota; Viridiplantae; Streptophyta; Magnoliopsida; Rosales; Rhamnaceae
Product: ubiquitin-like protein ATG12
Exons: 6
Coding region: 124-411 (95 amino acids)
Biological process (GO): C-terminal protein lipidation; autophagy of mitochondrion; nucleophagy
Cellular component (GO): Atg12-Atg5-Atg16 complex; phagophore assembly site membrane; cytoplasm
Source: RefSeq, a predicted model, not a curated record
CUCAAAUUUCUUCUUGUGUUGACAGAAAUACCCCUUCAAAAUUAUCAGGGAUAUUUUGACUUGUAACUCGCCGAUUGUUUUCUGUCAAAAAAAAGAAAAAAUCGGCGAUUGAAAGCUACAGUAAUGAGCAGCACCGAAUCUCCGAGCUCCGUUCGUAAAGUGGUUGUUCAUCUGAGGGCCACCGGCGAUGCCCCUAUUCUUAAGCAAGCUAAAUUCAAGAUUCUUGGAACUGACAAGUUCGCUAAAGUGAUUGACUUUCUUAGACGACAACUUCACCGGGAAACAUUGUUUGUCUAUGUCAAUAGUGCAUUCUCCCCAAACCCAGAUGAAUCUGUGAUUGAUCUGUAUAAUAAUUUUGGUUUUGAUGGAAAGCUAGUUGUCAAUUAUGCUUGUUCUAUGGCAUGGGGCUAAGUCUCAGUGAUGAGUUUGCAGGUCUGCAUAGGACAUUGCAAGUUUUUUCUUCAAUUCAAGAGGGGAACCUGAUUUACAUGUAGGUUGAAGAAUUUGAUGAGGAAGAUGGAGUUUGCACACAAAAGAUUUGUAUAGGCAACGACCUUUUUUUUUUUUUUUGGGAUUAACGCAUAUUGAUAUAUAAGUACAUUUGUUAUGUAAAUUCAUUAAACAAGAAGUUAAAUAAAAUAUGAUAUCUGCAUUAAAAAAUAAUGCAGGCAUAUUAAGGAA